Molecule: messenger RNA, 970 nt
Organism: Bactrocera tryoni
Lineage: Eukaryota; Metazoa; Arthropoda; Insecta; Diptera; Tephritidae
Product: kelch-like protein 1
Exons: 6
Coding region: 1-933 (310 amino acids)
Molecular function (GO): protein binding
Source: RefSeq, a predicted model, not a curated record
AUGGCCACGAUUGCGAAAAGACCUUCUCUUCACAGCAAAUCCAGUGAGCACAACCGCUUAAUAAAAUACGAAAUAGAGAACUUCAUGGAGAUCAGUCGACGCGAUGAGUUUCUGAGUUUUGAUGUAGAAAAAUUGCAACGUAUUCUGGAAUCUGACAAUUUGAAUAUAACUCGUGAGGAAGACGCCUACGUUGCCAUAAAACGCUGGUUCAAUUACGAUGUUUCUAUUGACUAUAAACACAGUAUAAGUCUCCACCAUCAUCAUCCGGAGCCGGAGCUGGAAUAUACGAAUAAGACAUGGCAUAAUUUGCCCGCCAUGAAGCAAGUAAGGUAUGGACAGUGUGUUGUCGAAUUAGAUGGUAAAAUCUACGCGAUUGGUGGUUUUGGGGAUAGCAAGGUUUUGUCGUCAGUGGAAAGAUAUACGCCGUCCCAAGGUUGGGAGGUCGUGAAGAGUUUGACUAUUGGACGAUUCGAUGCCAAUGCAGAGAUUUUGAAUGGUAAAAUUUACGUAAUGGGCGGACUUAGGGGCUUUCAAUCCUCUAUAAGAUCCGUCGAAUGCUACAAUCCGGAUUCGAAUACUUGGACUUCUUGCGCAGAUAUGAAUGAAUGUCGUGAUAUUCCUUUUGUAAGAGCACAUAAGGGUCAUAUUUAUGUUUUAGACACGUAUUCUGCUAAGAGUAGACAAAGUGUUGAACGUUAUGAUCCUCAGCGAAACAUCUGGUCUAAGGUUUGUUGUUUGAAUGCUGACUGGGCUCGUAUUGCAGGCAUGUCGUUGGACAAUAAGCUAUGGUUUAUCGGCCGCCCUAAGUCUGACGACUGGUCAAGUGUGUCAGUCUAUGACGAGGCUAAUGACCGUUGGGUAAAAAAGUGUUCAAUACCAAAUGUAAACAUAUAUACUUGUGUUGUGCCUGUAGCCUUACUGUCGUUGAAAUGAAUAAAUAAUGUUAUACAUAUUUUUUUAAAUACAUUUU